Messenger RNA from Ceratitis capitata (Mediterranean fruit fly), 1090 nucleotides. RefSeq lists its product as uncharacterized. The coding region runs from base 215 to 919 and encodes 234 amino acids. The record is from RefSeq and is a predicted model, not a curated record. Gene Ontology annotation, biological process: cristae formation. Gene Ontology annotation, cellular component: MICOS complex. Lineage: Eukaryota; Metazoa; Arthropoda; Insecta; Diptera; Tephritidae. The transcript has 3 exons.
UGCUCAUAACACAUAUGAAGCGAAUUCAAGCAGCUGUUUACCAACUGUCAACUCAAAUGUCACUUUUUGUAAUCGACAACGAGUCUUAUGCAAUGCUAAGCAACUAGUUUGCUGGAAAAGACGUAUCACAGGCCUGCUUAUUAAGAUAGUACAUUAGUUGAACGCAUUUAACGCCAACCCGUGCGUGCCACCUUCAAAUAUCAAUCGAUUGAAGAUGUUCCGAAAAAUUAUAAUAGUUACACCAGCUACUGCUCUUCUGAUAGCUGCCGUGCCUGUGAAACAAUCAGAAGCAAAAGUUGGUGAGAGUCCUGCGGUAAAUGCCAAUUUUACAUGUAAAGCAAGUGAUUUGCCACUUUACCAAUCGCUGCACGAGUUGUACGGCACCAAAAAGGAAGUACAUCCUCCAAAAGACUCUCAGACCCGUCAAACUAUAGAAGGCGGCAUAAGUGUUGUACGUAAGGAAGUCCAAGCUGGUAUCAAUGCAAUUUCCCAACAGAAGGCAAAUUUCGACAACUACUUGGAAACAGCCAAGGCACACACUCAGUCUACCAUUGAUUAUCUGAACGAACCGCAAAAUGUGCUGCCACGAAGCGGUGCCAUAGCGGUUGGAGGCUUGUCCGGUUUCAUUUUUGCUGCACGAGGUGGUUUCAUUAAAAAAGUGCUUUAUACGACAAUAGGCGCUGGUGCUGUUGCUUCGUUAUGUUAUCCACGUCAAGCAGAAGUAUUUGCACGCGAUGCACUGGUACAAGCGCGUAAAGGUUUUAGCAUUGCUUACAAUUUUGUAAAAGGCGUAAAACCAGGGGAUGAAGUCGAUAUCGAACCGGUUACUAAAUUUCCAACUAGCAUCGAAGACUUGAAAUUUCUAGCUUUAGAUUUGUAUGACGAAGCAAAAGAAGCGAUAUUUGGAAAGAAACAGUAGACUCAAAAAUUAGUGAAGAUAUUAGCAAAAAAAAAGAAAGUAAAACAACAAGCUUCGCAAUAAAUUUUUAGUGUUACAAAGCAUGUGCAGCAUAAUUUACGAGACAACAUUUAAUGGUGAGCUAUAUAUUUAAGACAGUGCAAUUACAGUGCGAUAAAAUUAAAAAAUUUU